AUGACAGCACUUUACACUCUUACACAACCCCAUCCGAUCCAUGCAUCACCGACACCACCCCCCGCCCCAACCGCCAUACCGACACUGGUCUACCGCGUUCAUCGCACUAGCUCACAGACCCGCUACGCCUUCUCCACCGGCUUCAGUUCCAAGAACCAAACCACCAUCGUCAACUACACAUCCGCACUAUCCCGUUUCGGUCUCGCCCACCUGAACCAACAAACCAACAUCUCUUCCCCCUUCAUCAGCGUGUACGACAACCUAGCCCAUGCAGAAGCCGUCGCCAAGCACUUCGGAGAGCGCUAUGGCGAGGACACCUGGGUUGUUACCGUAGAUCCCGCGCACUUUGCUAGAGGUCCAGUGUUUCGCGCUGCGGACCUGCUGAAGGAUGCCGCCGGUAGCAAAGAGGUAGCAGCGGAGUGGUUGCAUUAUGGUGAGUAUCUGGUCAUGUAUCGCAUCCCGCCGCAGGCGAUACGAGAUGAGACGCCUGUCUGUAGGGGCACGGCUCAGCGGAGGGCAGUGGGCGUGAUCGGUGGUGGAAAGUAA
Molecule: messenger RNA, 546 nt
Organism: Alternaria ethzedia
Lineage: Eukaryota; Fungi; Ascomycota; Dothideomycetes; Pleosporales; Pleosporaceae
Exons: 2
Coding region: 1-546 (181 amino acids)
Source: RefSeq, a predicted model, not a curated record